Molecule: messenger RNA, 5394 nt
Organism: Aspergillus versicolor CBS 583.65
Lineage: Eukaryota; Fungi; Ascomycota; Eurotiomycetes; Eurotiales; Aspergillaceae
Product: putative NRPS-like enzyme
Exons: 8
Coding region: 1-5394 (1797 amino acids)
Biological process (GO): positive regulation of transcription by RNA polymerase II; DNA-templated transcription
Cellular component (GO): nucleus
Molecular function (GO): sequence-specific DNA binding; phosphopantetheine binding; DNA-binding transcription factor activity, RNA polymerase II-specific
Source: RefSeq, a predicted model, not a curated record
AUGUCUAGCACCCUUGUGGCGCAGGCAGGCGUGCAGCUCUCGUCUGCGCCUGAUAGCGACAACGAACUCAAUCGGGACGGAGCAGUUCGUGCAGGGCGGAAGAGGAAGACCUCUGAAGAAUCGCCGGCGAACAAAGCCAAUGCGCCGCGCCAGAAGAUCACAAGAGCUUGCGAUAGCUGCAAGGAAAAGAAGACCCGCUGCACAGGAACUCUGCCAUGCGGGAGAUGUACAAGGCUGUCGCUCGCCUGCGAGUAUAACGCGGCCUAUUCUCGAGGCUUGCCUCCACAGCCGCCCCCGGCGCCUGCAUCGGUCGCGGCUAGAUAUUCCAGAAACCGCUCGGCUUCCCGGGUCUCGAUUUCGCAGAGUCCCGUUUCCCUGAGAUCGCCUCCCGCGAGGGAGUCAUCUAGAACUACAAGGACUCCGCGCUCGCAAAUCUCACAAACAUCCGUGGAGGUAUCACCGCGGCGCAAUUCUCCAGAUCCGGUAGCUACUGAUUUCGAGGGUAACUAUCUCGGCCCAGCCUCGGGUGUGUCGUUUUUGAACCGUGUCUGGCGGCGUUUGCACCAGGAUGAGACAAGUGCUGUUCCCGAUGAGUUGCAGAGCGAAUGGUGCCCUAAGAACACUUCAGUAUUUAUGUUCGGUGAUAAACCAUAUACAGACUAUCGCAAUGCUGGCUUCACCCUUCCCGCAUUUGACAAAGCCCUAGAGUUGGUGGGCAGGUACUUUGAUUAUGCGAUGGUCACGUAUCGCUUUCUUCAUCGAGGAAGUGUCGAGGAAUGGCUUAGACAGGUUUACAGCCAUAAUAUAUCCUCGUCGAACUUGCCUACAGGGCCUUUGGUUGCUCGAACUUCCAUAAUUCUCAUGAUAUUUGCUGGGGAUCAGGCAGAGUCUUCAAGUGAAAGUGAAAAGUGGUAUGCCGCAUCGAAACAGAUGCUCACAAUGGAACUCGGACCUCCGCGUCUCGAGACCGUUCAAGCACGACUGGGUCAGUGUCUUUACCUUCUUUCAUCCUCACGGGCCAACGAAUGCUGGUAUACAUUUGGAACCGCCGUGCAAUUGGUCACGGCCAUUGGCUUGCAUCGACGGUGUGCACCUAAACUGUCCAAGAAGGGAAUCUCGUAUCUAGAGAGAGAGCUCCGCAAGCGAAUCUUGUGGAGCGCCUAUACGCUAGACAAAUAUCUCAACGUUAUAUUUGGCCGGCCUCGGUUAUUGCACGAUGUAGAUAUUGAUCAGGAACUUCCCGAUGAGGUGAACGAUGAAGAUAUCUUACAAGAUGACCCGGCUCUGCGUUUAGGCACGGCAGAUUCGAUGAUGAUCGCAUCGGUCCUACACUUUAGACUCGGGCGCAUACUGGGCGAGAUCUCGCGUGAGUUUUACACUGUUAAUCCUAUUUUCCGCCAGUCACCUCUUGAAGCCGCUGUACGGAUUACAUCGGAACUUGAAAAAUGGAAAGAAACGACGCCGCCAUUGUUUAACAGUGUCCGCCCAACCAGUCUCAUCCCGCCCUUGUGCAGGCAAAGCCAAGUCCUUCAGCUCGCCUAUUGUCAUGCUAUGAUCCAUGCAACUAGGUCUUUCUUGUUGAACGAUUUCACCGAUCUCAGCCGUCGACCAGCAGCUCCACAUCCGACAGUGACGGCCCAUGUAAGUAAAUGUCUCGAGGCCGCCGAGCAUGUCAUGAACUUGGUAGACAGCAUAGCAAAGCAAGGAACCCUAAUACAGUCGUUUUGGUUCACCCAUCACCACCGACUGUCGUCGACUUUGGAAUCUGAUGAGAUGGACAAGAACCGCGUACGGUCUCUUUUCAGCCUCGCGGAACAAUGCCAGCAGCAUUUGGCAGAAGCCACGCGGAAGAACUGCCCUAGUCGCCGGUACGGUAUCAUCCUUGAGGAAACAAGAUUAGAGGUACACAAGCAACUUGGCUGCCAAUUCAGCGAAGGUGCCCUUGGGAAUGUCCCUGAGCAUUCCCGCGAUGCCACAGCCCAGGAUCGAGAGUCCGUUGUCAACCAAAGGCUCGUAGAUCCCGCUGAUACAAACAACACUGUUCCCUUCGAUUCGAACUCGUUCGGGUAUGAUGGGAAUUUCCAGCCAUCGACUUUUGUAGAUGAGCCGUUCGAUAUGGGUGACGUUGGGUUUUUAGAUAACCUUGAAGGGUCGAUUUGGUGGACCCAGUUGGACACUUGGGUUAGUAUUGCCAUAUCUCUUUCUUAUGUGCGCUUUUGGGCUUUUUUCAUACUGAUCAUGUUGUCUACACUUCUCCCCACCGCACCAACAACCCACAUCGACAAACUCCCGCACGACAAAGAGGAAUUACCAGCACCACAGCCUGAGCCUCCGACAGUCGAUGCACUUGUCCGUCAGCGCGCAUCGCUAGGUUCGUCGCAGCCUGCCGUUUACUAUCCGCGCACUGGCAUCGAAUACUCCAAAUUUCCACUACACCAACUCGAUGUCUACGCCUUCCGCGUUGCGAAGAAACUAUCAGGGGUAAUUGCGCCUCGGAAGUCGUCUUCUGAUACGCCUACAGUCGUCGGACUGCUAGGGCCUUCCGACCUGAAUUAUCUCGUUUUACUUCUCGCUCUGACCAAGCUUGGUCAUACCGGCUUGUUCCUCUCCACCAGGAUACCUGUCGAGGCACAUGUGUCUUUGGUGGAAAGGACCAAUGCACAGCAUAUCUUCGUGCACAGUUCUCUGAAAGAUACGGCAAGAAAAGUCCAGGAGCAAGCUCCCAGCCUACAGAUCCACGAUAUACCGGGAGAGGAAAACUACGAUUAUCCAGUCUCAGAUGAUCCCGUCGACACAAACCUACUCCCUCAUCUUGACCCCGAGGUCGAGAAAACACAUGUAGCAUGGAUAAUCCACUCAAGCGGAUCAACGGGACUUCCUAAGCCUAUUUUCCAAACACAUCGAGCAGCCAUCAAAAACUAUGCCGGGAAUAUGAACAUGCGGGGCUUCAUCACCCUGCCCUUGUAUCACAGCCAUGGCAUCUGCUGUACGUUCCGGACAAUUUAUUCCUGCAAGACUCUUCACCUGUACAACCCCUCUCUACCUCUUACCAGCCAAUAUUUGGUCAAAAUCAUGCGGUCUCACGAUUUCGAGAUUUUCUACGGUGUCCCUUAUGCACUCAAGCUGCUUGCCGAAUCAAAGGAAGGAAUUGCCGCCCUUGCUAAUCUCAAGGCUGUUAUGUUCGGUGGAUCGUCUUGUCCGGACUCACUGGGGAAUUUAUUAGUCGAAAAUGGUGUCUAUUUAAUCAGCCACUACGGAUCGACUGAAACCGGCCAACUGAUGACAUCUUUGCGGCCUCGAGAAGAUAAAAGAUGGGAUUGGCUGCGACCGUCCGAAACUGUCAAGAAGUUCCUCAGGAUGGAAGAGCGGUUUCCGGGAGUUUAUGAGUCUGUUGUCCUGGAUGGCUGGCCCUCGAAGGUCAUGACAAACCGACCAGAUGGUGCUUACGCCACCAAGGACUUGUUCUUGAAACACCCCGAGAUGGAAGCAUACAAGUACUACUCACGACUAGACGACACGAUCACUCUUGUCAAUGGCGAGAAGGUAAUCCCGCUUGAUUUGGAGGGGCGAGUCAGGCAACUCAGCGUUGUUGCAGACGCUCUCGUUUUCGGUGUAGCCAAAUCGAGCAUUGGGUUGGCAGUUAUCCGUGGCCCAGAUGCAGCGUCAAUGACCGAUGAUCAGGUCAUUGAUGCCAUCUGGCCUGCUGUCGAAGAAGCGCACAAGUCAUUGCCAGCAUACGGCCAGUUAUCCAAGGGCAUGGUCCGAGUCCUCCCUGCCGAUAUACCCUAUGCUCGAACCGACAAGGGUACCGUCAUCCGCCAGGCUUUCUACCGCGAUUUCAGUGACUUGAUCGAGGCCUGUUACGAAGCUGACGACGCGAUGGCGGGAACUCUGCUUCUGUCAGAAGAAGAGCUGAAGGCGUUCCUUCGGAAAGAGCUUCCCGACAUUGUGCCAACCAGAAACCCCAGUGAUUUCACUGAUGAGGCUGAUUUCUUCGCCCUCGGAAUGGAUUCCUUACAGGCGACUCAGUUGAGAUCAUUGCUUGUAAAGUCAAUCGAUACAAAGGGCCAUAAGUUAGGGCUAAACGUUGCAUUUGAACAUCCGUCGAUUGGGUCUCUGGCUCAUUACUUAAAUUCACUCAGCUCUGGUACAACGCAGGCUGAGGUGUCUGUUGAGCAGCAGAUGGAAGCUUUGAUCUCAAAGUAUGGCGAUUUUGACAAACAUGUUCCCCGUCCGAAUGGUCUAAGCGGGAGAUAUAUUGUUGUUACUGGAGCUACAGGGUCCCUGGGCGCCCAUGUUGUCGCCAAAUUGGCAGCUCUUUCAGCCGUUCAGAAAGUUUACUGCUUUGUCCGUGCAACCUCUCCAAUCGAUGCCUACGGUCGUCUGCUUAGUUCGUUCCGCGCCAGGAGGGUUUAUGAUACAUUGGCUACUUCAGCUAAGAAGAAGCUGGUCGCUCUCCCAUCAGACCUUUCACAGCCAGAAUUGGGACUCGAUUCCAAUACAUAUAACACCCUCACAUCAGAACUUACGGAUGUUAUCCACUGCGCCUGGUCCGUCAACUUCAACCUCCACCUGAGCAGCUUCGAAAGAGACAACAUCGCCGGUCUGAAGAAUCUCGCAAACCUAUGCCUCAAAGUCCAAAGGCCAGCGCCAGCUACGUUAAACUUCUGCUCAUCUAUCAGCGCCGUUGCACGCACCGCCGAACCCUCAGUCCCUGAAGCCCUCCCUUCGAAACUCGAAUACGUUCAGGCCAUGGGCUACGCUCAAUCUAAACUCGUCGCCGAGCACCUCUGCAUAAGAGCCGCGCAGCAGACGGGCAUCCAAUCCCGCGUCCUCCGAAUCGGUCAGGUCAUCGGCGACACCGACCACGGCAUCUGGAACACAACCGAAGCCAUCCCGCUCAUGAUCCAAGCUGCCACUACCAUUGGCGCUCUCCCAAAGCUAGACGAGUACCACCGCUGGCUCCCUGUUAAUGCGGUCGCGGGGAUUAUUGCAGAUAUCUCGCUUUCUACAGAUCCUUUCAAAUAUGAUGCAAGUGCCACGGAGGCCCAGCCAAUUUUUAACAUCAUUAACUCCAACCCCUUCCACUGGACGAGGGAACUCCUUCCCCACCUCCGUGCCUCCGGUUUAGAGUUCGAGGAAAUCGAACAGCGAGCCUGGAUAAAGCGGUUGAGGGGGUCGAACCCGGACCCUGUUGCUAAUCCGCCCAUUAAGUUGGUUGAUUUCUUCGCGUCGAAGUAUGAUAAUGACAUCCCCAAGCGGGCCAUCGGCUGGGUGACUGAGAAGACAGCCGGGGCUUCCGGAACGUUUGUUGCUGAGGCGAGGAAAUUGGAUCUGGAUAUGGUGGAAAAGAUGAUCAAGUAUUUCAGGGGCCCUGAGGGAUGGGGGAAAUAA